UUAACCAUCCAAUCCAGCAUUUCUUAGUAUCCCACAAGUCAAUGUAAACACUUCCGGUUUGUUCGCCGCAAGACGCAAACAUGAAGCUUUGGAAAGCAGCAUUGCUUUUGGCAUUCGCUUGUUAUCUUCCAAGUGAUGCUGAAGAGGAAACAGAAGCCAGACUUUUGGUUGCAAAAAACAUUUUAAACCAGUACCUUGUGGAAGGCAAAGACUUGACAGUAGAAUACCGAAUUUAUAAUGUUGGAGGCAGCUCGGCUCUUGACAUACGUUUAAAAGAUGACAGUUUCCCAGAAGCAGACUUUGAAAUUGCGAGAGGAAAUCUUAAUGUAAUCUGGGAACGCAUCGCACCAAAUACAAAUGUCACACAUGCUGUCAUUCUGCGACCAUUGAAGUCAGGCUACUUUAACUUUACAUCUGCUGAAGUCAGCUAUCGGGUAUCAGAGGAAUCACAAGACAGACAGAUUGGCUAUAGCAGUUCCCCAGGGGAAGGUGGCAUUGUGCCACGUAAAGACUUUGACAGACGCUUUUCUCCACAUGUUGUGGACUGGCUUGUGUUUGCCAUCAUGACUCUCCCCUCCCUGGGAAUUCCAUUCCUCUUGUGGUACAGCUCCAAGCUCAAAUAUGAUGCACCUAAACCCAAGAAGUCAAACUGAUGUAGACAUUUAUAGCUUAAUUUUUUAAGUGGUCUUUGUGUUCUGUGUACUAAAUAAAAUUUGAUUUUUAAUA
Molecule: messenger RNA, 726 nt
Organism: Pomacea canaliculata
Lineage: Eukaryota; Metazoa; Mollusca; Gastropoda; Architaenioglossa; Ampullariidae
Product: translocon-associated protein subunit beta-like
Exons: 6
Coding region: 81-653 (190 amino acids)
Cellular component (GO): membrane; endoplasmic reticulum
Source: RefSeq, a predicted model, not a curated record